UCGCUUGCAUCACCUUAACUUUUUAAUCUUCCUAAGUAGGAUGUAAUAAUAUGUAACUUUUUAUCCUUUUUGGGGAACUAAAUAAAAUGUUAAUACGUAAUCGUAUGUUACUUAAUAAUUACAUACCUUUUUAAUAAGUGGUAGUUUAACGAAUCGUGGAAUGGUGUAGUUAAAGAGCAACGAACUGAAUGUUAUCGAGUUCGUUCACCUGUUACGUCGCUGAUGAUUUAAUAAAACCAUCAGUCGUUCAGUUCCAUCGAUUUCCCGAAUCGAUUAUUCUAAACCCUUUUAAUAAAAAUGGCUGCUACGAAAUGCGCAUGUCAAGCGGUUUUUUGGUGUUGAUAAACAAAGAAAAUUGAGCAAACGCGUGUUCCAGUUAUCUAUUAAUCGUCGGCAUUGUUUGUCGGCGCGUCGUCGACAUUGAAUAACAGAAAAUUUCGAGACGGUGAUAAAAGAUUGACAGCUACAACGGAGUGUCAAAACAAAAACGACAACGUCGAACGUGACGUUGAGGUUAUGGACAACUUCGUCAAGAUAGAAAAAAUUGGGGAAGGAACCUAUGGGGUGGUUUAUAAAGCGAAAGAUAAGUUAACCGGAAAACUGGUGGCACUUAAAAAAAUUCGUCUUGAGACGGAAAGUGAAGGUGUUCCAUCCACUGCUAUUCGAGAAAUAUCAUUAUUAAGGGAACUUACACAUCCAAAUAUUGUUCAAUUAUUUGAUGUAGUAGAUGGUGAUAAUCAUCUCUACCUUGUCUUUGAAUUCUUGCAACAAGAUUUGAAAAAAUUAUUAGAUUUUGUUAAAGGAGGAUUAGAUCAGGCUCUUGUAAAGAGCUAUCUAUAUCAAUUAUUGAAAGCAAUAUCGUUCUGCCAUCUUCGGUGCAUUUUGCACCGAGAUCUAAAGCCACAGAAUCUGUUAAUAGAUCGGGAGGGUCAUAUAAAAUUGGCAGAUUUUGGUUUAGCCAGAACUUUUGGUGUUCCUGUUCGUACAUACACACAUGAAAUAGUAACAUUAUGGUAUAGAGCACCAGAAAUACUUUUAGGAACGAAAUUUUAUUCUAAUGCCGUGGAUGUUUGGAGUCUUGGUUGUAUAUUUGCAGAAAUGGCAACCAGAAGAGCUCUGUUCCCGGGUGAUUCAGAAAUAGAUCAACUGUUUAGGAUAUUUCGUACAUUAGGUACACCUGACGAGAGCAUUUGGCCAGGAGUGUCACAGCUACGCGAUUAUACAUCAAUGUUUCCGAGAUGGGAACCUCGGUGUUUAGAUGAAGUUGUACCUUCCUUUGAUUCUGAUGCCAAAGACUUACUUUUGAAACUCUUGACUUAUGAUCCCAGUCAAAGGAUAACAGCAAAGAAAGCAUUAAGUCAUUCUUACUUUAAUGGAGUUACAUUAGUUCCACCACCAUUGCCAAAGAAAAACUGAUAUAGCUAAACAGGAUGGGUCAUAAGAUAUAUAAUUUGAAAUAUUUCUGGUAUCCUUAAUAAUAAUAAAAAAAUUGAAAAUAUUAAUAUUUUGAUUUCAAAAAAAAUGUAUCAUAUCACUAUUUAAUUAUGAAUGUAAAUAAUAUUACUGCUUAUCCCCAAAAUACAUCACAGUAUUAAAUUUUACUGUAAUAAAAUAAUUAAUUCGUUUAUUUAUGUAGAACAACAGAAAUAUUUCGGAUGAGCAUAAUUCGUGACCCGUACUAUACUGUCCCUUAAUUUACCUUGUUUCAUAGUUCUCAUUUCACAACAGCACAAAACUGCCAAUAAUAUAAUUAUUAAAGUCAAAUAUAUUUGGAAUCUCUUAUUAAAACGUACUUCCAAUUUUAACACAUCGAAAAUGUAUAUGCAAUAAAGGUCUAUUUUGCUAUGUA
Molecule: messenger RNA, 1849 nt
Organism: Osmia bicornis bicornis
Lineage: Eukaryota; Metazoa; Arthropoda; Insecta; Hymenoptera; Megachilidae
Product: cyclin-dependent kinase 2-like
Exons: 5
Coding region: 517-1416 (299 amino acids)
Biological process (GO): regulation of G2/M transition of mitotic cell cycle; protein phosphorylation; G1/S transition of mitotic cell cycle
Cellular component (GO): cyclin-dependent protein kinase holoenzyme complex; nucleus; cytoplasm
Molecular function (GO): ATP binding; cyclin binding; cyclin-dependent protein serine/threonine kinase activity
Source: RefSeq, a predicted model, not a curated record